Molecule: messenger RNA, 1458 nt
Organism: Haliotis rufescens (red abalone)
Lineage: Eukaryota; Metazoa; Mollusca; Gastropoda; Lepetellida; Haliotidae
Product: cubilin-like
Exons: 9
Coding region: 1-1458 (485 amino acids)
Source: RefSeq, a predicted model, not a curated record
AUGACGAUUGGAUGCGGAGAACGCUACACAGGCUCGUCUGGCUCUUUCACCUCAACAAACUACCCUGGCAAUUACAACAACAGCCUGUACUGUACCUACAUCAUUGAUGCAGGAGACACAUUGGUCACACUCGUGUUUGAAGACUUCAGUACAUAUGAUGAGCAUGAUUUUGUCAAGGUUUAUGACGCCUCCAACAGCCUCCUUGUCACUCUAUUUGGAAACAGAAGGGGAUACAUUGUUCAGUCAGCUGUCUACUACCGUGUUGUGUUUAUUACGAAGCAUGGCGGGAAGGGUUUUAAGGCUGUAUGGACAGCUGGUGCAGUGGUAUAUGCUCGUCAAGGAAGUAAUGCAACCUUGUCCUGGAGACUACCCCAGCCUGCUGUCAGGGAGUUUACAGUGAGACGUUAUUCAUCAGACAUUACUCUGUUCCAUGUGACCAAUUACAACAAGGUGGACAUCACUGGCACGUACAGGACAAGAGCAGAGUUUACUGGGAACAUUGAUUCGUCAGGAUCUGGUGUGUUCAGUUUCCUGCUGUAUGAUGUUGUGUGGAAUUCUGACCAUGGUGUCUACAGUUGUUACAGGGGUUCACCAGGCUCUAGAGGGGAUCAGAUGUCUGACUGUGGACAGGUGCUUGAUGUCAUACGAUGCGGUGGGCGCUACACAGGCUCGUCUGGCUCUAUCUCAUCACCUAACUACCCUGGCAAUUACAAAUACAACCUGUACUGUACCUACAUCAUUGAUGCCGGAGACACAUUGAUCACUCUCGUGUUUGAAGAGUUCAUUACGCAGCCAUCGUACGAUGUUGUCAAGGUGUAUGACGCCUCCAACAACCUCCUUGUCCAUCUAAGUGGAGAUAGAGGGGGCUACAUUGUCCAGUCAGCCGUCUACUACCGUAUUGUGUUUACUACGAAUCAUAGGGAUGUCAGGAGGGGAUUUAAGGCUGUAUGGACAGCUGGUGCAGUGGUAUAUGCUCGUCAAGGAAGUAAUGCAACCUUGUCCUGGAGACUAUCCCAGCCUGCUGUCAGGGAGUUUACAGUGAGACGUUAUUCAUCAGAUAUUGUGUUCCAUGUGACCAACUACAACAAGGUGGACAUCACUAGCACGUACAGGACAAGAGCAGAGUUUACUGGGAACAUUGACUCGUCAGGAUCUGGUGUGUUCAGUUUCCUGGUGUAUAAUGUUGUGUGGAAUUCUGACCAUGGUGUCUACAGAUGUUACAGGGGUUCACCAGGCUCUAGAGGGGAUCAGAUGUCUGACUGUGGACAGGUGCUUGAUGUCAUACGAUGCGGUGAGCGCUACACAGGCUCCUCUGGUUCUUUCACCUCACCUAACUACCCUGGCAAUUACGGCAACUAUCUGCACUGUACCUACAUCAUUGAUGCAGGAGAGACACUGGUCACCCUCGUGUUUGAAGAUUUCAUUACGGAUGAAGUGUAUGAUGUUGUCAAGCGAUAA